UGGUGCGCUGUGUCCCUCGGACACAGCGGAUCACCGAUCAAUGGAAAGAGCCGAAGACGUCGGCUCGGUCAUGUGAUCAGCUGUGUCCAAUCACAGCUGAUCACAUCAUUCCUCAGAGUGCCCUGUAGAUCAGUGUAGCCCCAGCAGUGCCACCUGUCAGUGUCCAACAAUGCCAGCUGUCAGUGUUCAUCAAUGAAACCUGCCAGUGCCCAUCAGUGCCACAUCAAUGCCACAUAUCAAUGCCUACCAGUGCACAUCAAUACCACAUAUCAGUGCCCAUCUGAGCUGCCUUUCAGUGUCACUUACCAGUGCCACCUAUCAAUGCCAUCUAUCAGUGCCAGUCAGUGCCGUCUAUCAGUGCCAGUCAGUGACACCUAUCAGUGCACAUCAGUGCCGUCAGUGCUGUCUAAAAGUGCCAGUCAGUGCUGCCUAUCAGUGCCACCUAUCAGUGCCAUAUAUGAGUGCUGCCUUUCAGUG
Staurois parvus is the source of this 477-nucleotide messenger RNA. The record is from the annotation of a GenBank genome assembly. Lineage: Eukaryota; Metazoa; Chordata; Amphibia; Anura; Ranidae.